AUGGCGUUGAGUGCCGAGAUCCCCAACGCACCCCCGGAUGAGCGGUCCGACGAGGUGCUCGCGGACCACGAGUACGGGAAGCUCACCAGCCCCGACCACCUCUAUGUGUCCAAGCACCCGUUGGGCGAGCCCCUCCCCACCCCCGUCGACGACGAGCCCCCCAUCCUCAUCUACAUCCUCACCUACAUCUCGUACUUGAUCCUCAUCAUUAUUGGUCACGUACGGGACUUCUUCGGCAAGAUCUUCAAGGCCCAGGACUACCGGCAUCUCGUUGAGCACGACGGCUACGCCCCGUGGUACGAUGCCUUCGAAUCGUUCUACGUGCGGAGAAUGAAGACGAGAAUCGACGACUGCUUUGCUCGUCCCAUCCACGGCGUCCCCGGCCGGUUCGUCAAGUGCUUCAACCGGGUGCGCCACGGCCGCUACGGCUACUUGUACGACGGCACCCUGACCGAGUGCCUCAAUUUGUCCAGUUACAACUACUUGGGUUUCGCCCAGUCGAAGGGGGUGUGCACCGACGUCGCCCUAGACAUUUUAGACAACUACGGGGUGUCGCUGUGCUCGCCCCGUUCGCAGGGUGGCACCACCGACUUGCACCAGGAAACCGAGCGCGUCAUCGCUAACUUUGUUGGCAAGGAAGAUGCCAUCAUCGUCUCGCAAGGGUACGGUACCAACGCCAACUUGUUCAUGCUGAUCGCCGACAAAAACACGUUGGUGAUCUCCGAUGAGUUGAACCACGCGUCGAUCCGGUUCGGGAUCCGGUUGAGUGGUGCCUGCGUCAAGGUAUUCAAGCAUAACAACGUCGACGACUUAGAAAAACGGAUUAGGGAACAGAUUGCCCAGGGCCAGCCGCGGACGCAUCGCCCUUGGAAAAAGAUCAUCAUCGCCGUGGAAGGGUUGUACUCGAUGGAAGGUAACAUGUGUAAUUUACCCCGGCUUAUAGAGCUCAAAAACAAGUACGGCUGUUACCUUUUCGUCGACGAGGCCCACUCGAUCGGUGCCCUUGGUCCUCAAGGCCGUGGGGUGUGUGACUACUUCCAGGUGGACCCCAACGAGGUCGACUUGUUGAUGGGGACGUUCACCAAAUCAUUUGGCGCCACCGGCGGGUACAUCGCCGGUGACAAGACCAUCAUUGACCGUCUCCGUCUUGAUUACAUCACUCAGAACUACGCCGAAGGCGUGCCUCCCCCCGUGUUGGGCCAAAUUCUUCUGUCAUUGCUGGUGAUUGAAGGCAAGCUCAACCCCGGUGAAGGUAAGGAACGUUUGCAGAGAAUCGCCUUUAACCUGCGAUACUUGCGACUCGGACUCAAAAAGCUUGGUUUCAUCGUCUACGGUGCCGACGACUCCCCCGUGAUUCCGGUGUUGGUGUUUUUGCCCGCCAAGAUGCCGGUGUUGCUGCGGUCGUUGUACCUGAUGGGGAUUGCCAUUGUCAUUGUGUCGUACCCGGCUACGCCAUUGAUCUCGGCUCGGGCCCGGUUGUGCGUGUCGCUGGCAUUGACUAAGGAGGACUUGGACCUUAUUCUCACCAAGUUCUCCGAGCUUGGCGACUUGUGCUACCUCAAGUUUUCUCUGGGUGUUGCCGGGGGGUCGAAGGAGCCGGGUAAGCCGCCGAGAUGGCUGAUCGAGGAGGUGUUGGCGACGAAUGUCGAGGACUGCAAGAAGCCUAAGUUGACGUAA
This is a messenger RNA of Diutina rugosa, 1677 nucleotides long. RefSeq names its product serine C-palmitoyltransferase (gene LCB2). The record is from RefSeq and is a predicted model, not a curated record. The transcript has a single exon. Gene Ontology annotation, molecular function: pyridoxal phosphate binding; serine C-palmitoyltransferase activity. NCBI's taxonomy places the organism in Eukaryota, Fungi, Ascomycota, Pichiomycetes, Serinales, Debaryomycetaceae. Gene Ontology annotation, biological process: ceramide biosynthetic process; sphingosine biosynthetic process. Gene Ontology annotation, cellular component: serine palmitoyltransferase complex. Bases 1 to 1677 code for a protein of 558 amino acids.